GUUUCAUUUCACAGUUGUUUACUUUUAUUUGAGAACUCAUUUCUACUUUGAAAUUAGUUUCCUUUUACUUGACAUUUUUAAAAAUUUAUAUUUAUUUGAAAUGUCUCAGCGAGGAAAUCGUCAUAGGCAGCUAUCUUUCAUUGGUGACGACUAUGAGAUUAAGCGGAGGAAUUUACUUGAUAUACUACGUCGUAUGGGUCCAGAAUCAAUUGCUCAAAGGAAAAAGAAGACAAGUGGAGAGUAUGUUGACAAUUUGCCCUUUCAGUCUUUUCGAAGAGAUAGCACUCAAUUCACGAGUACAGACGAUGAAGAAAGUGACCAUUAUUUAGACGAUAAUUACGACUCUUUGAAACACACAACUAGCAAGAAAAAUAGUCGUUUGCGAAAACGUAAUAGAGAUGGAGCUAAGCAGACUCUUAAGAAAUUAAGAAGAAUUGUCAAAGUAUUUUGUGCUCUGUAUCGUUUAUGGAAGUCUCAGGCUAUGGGUGUCGAAUCCGUGCUGAACAAGUACGAUUCACUUAAUAUAAUUGAUGCAAAAGAAGAGGAAGAGGAAUCUAUCAAAUCAGAAGAGGGUUUAUUUGAUGCCUCUAUUUUUAAACCUCAUAAAAAUAGCAAUAUAUCUUCCGAGGCUAGACGAAUUUUGCAAUUGAAGCAAGAUGAAAGAAGUGAACACGACCGACAUUAUAUCAAAGUAUUGAUGAGAAAUUAUAAAUCUCUUUGUGAAUAUCCUAUAUCAAUGCAAAGUGAGAUUGCUAGAAGGGCAUGGUACGAGAGUUAUAAUGCGAAGAGAAUCGUACUCCGAGAGGGACACCCAGCUCAGAGCUUUUAUAUCAUAUUAUCAGGAUCGGUUCUCGUGACCGUCUACGAUAGAAAAGACGAUGUUAAUAAGACAGUAUGUUUCUUAAAUAGGGGAGAUAGCUUUGGAGAAUUAGGAAUAAUUAAUCGAGCAAAAAGAUCUACAACAAUUGUUUCAAAAGAAACAGUAGAAUUUUUAUGCUUAUCAAGUCAAGAUUUUAUGGACAUUUUUAUGGCAGGUGGAGAUCUUAAGCUCAAUGAUUCUUUCCUUUCGAACAUAAAAUAUCUACAUGGUUGGCCACUUGAAAUCCUACAGUUCAAUCCUAAGAAAGUUGUCUCGUCAUUUUUUAAAAGAGGAACAGUAGUUGUAAAAGAUACUAGAGACUGCGAGUGGUUGUAUUUCAUUAAAUCAGGUAGCUGUAUUGUAUUAAAGAGGUUAGGGGAUAAGAAGAAUAAAGAAGGGCUUCUUUCAAAAACAUCAAUUAGUAGAUCGUUAUUAUCAAAUCGACGGCAAACAGAACACAAGCAAAAUUUAGAGCGUCAAAUGGAGGAAAAAGAGUCCUUCAGUACAGUACGUAAAAAAUUAGAACCUUUACCGGAAAUUCGGAUUGCAGUUCAAAGUUCCUAUCACCGAGCGUUUAGGAGACAUCGAAAGCUUGAAAAGAGAAUGUCGUUACUCGAAUCUCAGCAGGAAGAACAAUCUCUUAUGGAAAAGAAUGUGGUAAAAAUAUUUCCUAAUGGGCCAGUGCUGACUAGAAGCUCGCUAAGAGCCGUAGCUUUAGGUGCAAAAGAAAGUGAUGAAGAAAGUGACAAUGAAUAUAGCGAUGAGAAUGAAGACGAGAUAGGUUUCUUUUUUUUUGGCUUUCAUAAGAUAUAAUAUUUAAGAGCUAUCAUAUCACAGAAAUAGCAACCUGCCACUCCCCUACUGAACAGUAUCAAGGAUUAAAUUGGCAAUUUGUCAAUGUGCAAACUCUGACGAAAGGAAGCGUGUUUGUUAGUGUGUGCCACAUAAUUAAUUUAAACAAAAGCGAAUCAUUCAUUUGAUAAAUUCUUUGCUUAUUGUCUUUUUUUAUAGGGAUUAGCCGAUAUUCUAUUUGGUAAACAACCAAGUUUCAGCAUAAUUAGCAAUGGAGCUGAAUGCUUUAUGCUAAACAAAAAGUUGUUUGUCAAACAUGCCUCCGAACAGUUACUAGUUAGACUUCGAAAAGAGAUUUUUCCCUAUCCGAACGAUGAAGAAUUACGUGAAUGUUUACAAACUAAGGUCGCUUGGGAGAAACAUAGAAAGAUGUGUACUUUGCGUGUUCGCCGUAAGCUCCUUUUGAAUAAGGCAGAUGUACAUGAUUCCAGAUCUACAUUGUCGACAAAUUUGAAAAAAACCCUAAAUGUGUUUAAAAGAUAGCAUUUUCUUUCUUAAUAAAAACAAGCUUUAACAU
Messenger RNA from Dimorphilus gyrociliatus, 2228 nucleotides. Lineage: Eukaryota; Metazoa; Annelida; Polychaeta; Dinophilidae. The record is from the annotation of a GenBank genome assembly.